GGGCACGCAAAGCUUAUGGCCGACGACGAUCUCAGCAAGCUGAUUGCCAAGGAUAUCCUUCCACAGACGGACAACUGGGAGGGAACUGAGAAAUUCUUGCGCUCAAUAGUUGAAGUUUUGUUGAAGUAUAUACGAGAAGAAAAUGAUCGCGACAGUAAAAUACUCGAAUUCCAUCAUCCAGCCGAAAUGCUACAGCUCAUUGAUCUUUCGAUUCCAGACCAGCCAGAAGAUCUGCAACAUCUUGUGAAGGAAUGCGAGAAGGUGCUUCGGCUUGGUGUGCGUACAGGACAUCCAAGAUUUUUCAAUCAGAUCUCGUGUGGCCUCGAUCUAGUAUCUAUGGCUGGAGAAUGGCUAACGGCCACUGCAAAUACUAAUAUGUUCACUUAUGAGAUAGCACCAGUUUACAUUCUCAUGGAAAAAGCAGUGAUGAAACGCAUGUGGGAGGCGAUUGGUUGGGAUCCAGAGACAAGCGAUGGAAUCUUCGCUCCUGGCGGUGCUUUAGCUAAUCUUUACGCCAUGAUAACUGCUAGGCAUGCGAUGUAUCCUCGUAGCAAAUAUGUCGGUCUCAAGGACGUUCCACAACUUUGCGCUUUCACUAGCGAAAGUAGCCACUACUCAAUAAAAAGCGCUGCUGCGGUCUGUGGUAUUGGUACUGAUCUGUGUUUUGCUAUCUCUAACGACAACGCAGGUAAAAUGAUCCCGGAAGAGCUAGAACACAAGAUUAUCGAAUGCAAAAAAGAGGGUCUCGUUCCCUUUUUCGUGUGCUGUACGGCCGGGACGACCGUGUAUGGAGCUAUGGAUCCUAUCGACAAAGUUGCUGACAUCUGCGAGCGACACAAAAUUUGGCUGCAUGUUGACUCUGCUUGGGGAGGAGGUUUACUGCUAUCACCAGAGCAUCGCUAUAAGUUAUCUGGAAUUGAGCGAGCCAACAGUGUCACUUGGAAUCCCCACAAAUUGAUGGGAGCUCUACUGCAGUGCUCUGCUUGCCUUUUUAAGCAGGAUGGUCUGCUCUUCCAAUGUAAUCAGAUGUCGGCUGACUAUCUCUUCAUGCAGGACAAGCCUUACGAUUGCAGCUAUGACACAGGAGAUAAGGCCAUCCAAUGUGGCAGGCAUAACGACGUAUUCAAAUUGUGGCUGAUGUGGAAAAGCAAGGGAACGGAGGGCUUCAGACAACAAAUCAAUCGACUAAUGGAUCUCGCUGCUUACUUUACCCAAAGAGUUCGUGAAACAGAAGGCUAUGAGCUCGUCUUGGAUCCUCCUGAAUUCCUGAAUAUUUGCUUCUGGUACAUUCCGAGCAAAUUGCGAAAACUGGAACCGGCCGAGAGGCAGGCUCGACUGGAGAAGAUUGCUCCAAAAAUCAAGGCAAGAAUGAUGGAACGAGGCACAACGAUGGUUGGCUAUCAACCAGAUAAACAACGCCCAAAUUUCUUCCGUAUGAUUAUAUCGAAUCAAGCAAUCACCCGCGAAGAUCUCGAUUUUCUAAUCCAAGAAAUUGUAGACAUUGGAGAAUCCUUGUAAAACACUUAGGUCUUGAAAAUUGGCAGUAUCUAAUUGUUUAGUGGUCUUCAAAAGUGUAGUAGUUGCCGUUUAGUCGUGUAAUUGUGCUGAUUGUGAUCAUGCUGUUGUGAGAAUUUAUGAAAUGCGAAAAGUAAACAGAUAUGAUAUUGAGG
Messenger RNA from Cylicocyclus nassatus, 1670 nucleotides. The record is from the annotation of a GenBank genome assembly. Lineage: Eukaryota; Metazoa; Nematoda; Chromadorea; Rhabditida; Strongylidae.